CCCGGGGCGAGGGGCGAUCGAGGAGCAGGCGGCUGCGGCGGCGGCGGAGGAGGAGGCUGCGGCUGCGGAGCCCACGGACCCGGGCGGCUGAGGGUCGCUGCUUUGUUUCGGAAUGUCUUAACACAGAUGGCUCUGUGAGGGUGACCAUGGCCACGAGGGUAGAGGUCAGCCCGCUCGCGUCCCUAACACCUGUUCCCAACUUAAAGGAGAUUGCCAAGGAAGACAAACUGCAAACGACCUACUAUCACCCUGUCGGCAAAGCCCCGGCCUCUCCUCCGGGGAUGGUGCUGGCAGGGCCCAGGGCUCUCGGGACUCCGACCAGAGCCCUCCCCGUGCCCCGUCUCUCCCCCAAACCGUUUUCUAAAGAGAACCCUUUGGAUACGUUCGCAAAUGUGAAAUCUCCCGUGGCGUCCGUCAAACCUGGUGCCGUGAUGACCAGGCCGUUGGCUUACGGCCAGCCGGAGGACCCGUCCGCCGUUAAGGCCGUGGAUGAAAACAUGCCUUCCUUGGUUGAACCAAAGAUGGAUGCGGGGGGAGGCCUGAGCUCAAAUGUCAUAAAGCCCUGUAAUAAGCCCCUUUCUCACACCAUGCACAGCCAAAACACCAUCAUUCUCUUUGAAACGGUCGGCCCCGCCAAGGCAGACCCCAGCUCGGGGAGGGGGACGGGUGAGGAGCAGAAGGCAGCGAGUGGGAGCCAGCCGCAAGGACAGCCACUCAGCUCCAAGACCGAGACCGUGACCAAACCCGCGUUGCCUCCUCGGAAACCCGUGGGGACCCUCCAGCGGCAGGCGUCUUUGUCUUCUGACGAAAGGCCGGCUGUGUUGAGAUAUUGGGAGAAGGGGGAAGAGAAGGAAUCGCCGGCAUCCCCCGGCAUCAAGAAGGAAGGAGGGCCUCCGUCCUCAGAAGUCCGCCUGAGGGCCAAGCGGAGGCCGGUCUCGGCCAUCUUCACCGAGUCUCUCCAACUUCCAAAGCCCGGCCCCUUAGAAACCCCCGGGGGGAAGGUGCCCCCUCCUCCCCCGGAGAAAUCGUGGGUCCGGAAACCUCGGCCCCUGUCUGUGGAUCUCACGGCCAGGUUUGAAAAUAAGGAUAUUCUCCCCAAGAAGGCGGGCAGUCCCUUGGAGGUUGGCAAGGAGAAAGGGCUGGGUGUGGUUUCCAGUGACCGAGGAAAUGGAGAGGAGAGGUCAGAACCAUUGGACAGGGCCACACCCUCGCAGCCUGCCUUGAGGUUGAAGGAAUGGGCUUUGGAGGUCCCAGAUCUGAAAAAUAAAGCUAAGGAACAGGAUCAGAAAAUUGUCUUUAGGUCGGUGGAGGCUUGUUCCCCUGAAACAUCUACAGACCCGGCGGAGACCUCGGUCAGGAAAGGAUGGAGCCCUCAGGAUGAGAAGCCCAAAGAGGAGAGGGACCCAGAGCACCAGGAGGCUGAAGGACCCGUGUCUUUGCUUAGAUCGGAAAAAAGCCCAGGACUCGGAGGAAAAAACCAAACGGCCAAGGGGAACGGGAGGGUGACCGAAAGGGACGGUGCCAGAGGGGAGGAGUGGGUCUCCAGGGGGAGCGUCAAGAAGCGCAUCAGCCAGUUUGGCUCCGAAAACUUCUUGUCUCGGGCGAGCAGUGAGGCUCCCGCUCCAGCCUCUGAGAAGGACAAAGGCAGCGUGAAAGUCCAGGACCGAAUCAAAGAGUGGAUGGUGGAGAACCCCGAGAUACCCCCCGAGAGCAGGAGGAGAUCCUUCCAGUCGAGGCCUCUGUCUGCCGACUUGACCAAAGUGUUCACAAGGCCAGCUUUGGAGAGCGAAUCGAAAGUUGACAAGAGCCCGAGUGGUGAGCCUCUCCAAGAAAGCGUUCUCCAGGAAAAGACUAAAGAAGGGCACGUUUUGUUCAGAACGGAUUCGAAUGGAGCGUCUGUUGGGAGAAACCAGUGGAAGCCUGUGAAGCCCUGUGAGAAAUCCAGACAGAUUGAACGGAAAUUGAGCUCCGGCCACGAAACAGAAGGCUCCCCCUUCCCGAGAGAGGAUUCCACCGUGGACCCCCGUCGGCCCGAAGCCCAGCCGCCGGCCACCAUGACCGAAGACGAUGGGGACUUUCAGACCGUGUGGGCGACGGUGUUUGAACACAACGUGAUGAGGUACACCAUGGCCGACCAUCCCCUGCUGGCGUCCUCCAGCGAGUCGGCCGGAAGAUGCGACGCGUCGCCCAGCCUGGGAGCAGAGAAAGCGUCCUGGUUGGGGAAGGGGCCGGGGGACAAAGGGAACGUCAGGUCUGAGAAUUCCAAGUGGGCCGAGAGACUCAGUGCGAAGAAACCCUGGAACAUCCUGCUGGAUGAAGACCCAGUGAAUGCCGCCCCGCUGGAAAAGCAUGCUGGGGGCGAAAGAUGGAAUGCCUCCUCUGGGAAGCAGACGGGAAAUCCUCACCAAAGAAUAGAGCCGAGAUACGACAUUGUACACACGCCCGGGGAACGGAUCCUCAGCGAGACCGUCGUGACCGCCCCUGAGGAAAAGGCCGCGGCGCUCCGGACCAACAAGCAGUGGUCUUCCCUGAGGGAAGCGCGGGGCUCUUGGAGUGAGGAGGUGAACGUGAAGCAUCAGGGGAGACCGGACGUGAAAAUGGCCCCCUCCCCAGCCUCCGGCUUGGCGGGGGAAGCCCAGGAGAAGCUGGAGACGGUCACCCCUAAGCCUGUUGUGUUGGGUGGGGGCUCACUGCAGCGCAACAAAGGAGUGGAGAAACCCACUUUGAUAAACCGGGACCAGACCUCCGGUCUGGUGGGCAAUGACAAAGUUUCCAGGCUGUUCCGCCACACUGCCAAGGAAAAAGAAAGCCCGCCUCAGGUUCCCGAGACCGUGGUGGUCAGAGCGUCCCAUAUAGAUCCCUACAGCGUGCAUCCGGGGGUCGGCCCGUUGGACGUGAGCAAGGCCAGCUCUCAACCUCCGGUGGAAGCAAAGAGUCACUUUGAUCAUUUAACGAGCUCUUACCCCUGGAUGGAUCGUAGGGCCAUGGCGAAAGAGGGAUACUUUGACCUCAGAGUAAAAAAACAAGAUUCAAGGUCUUCGAGAAAAGAGUCUCUCAAAAUGGGCAAAGAAAGUGAAUGGGACCAGUCCCAGGCCGCGGAGUCGGAAGCUAAAGUCAAGAAGUCGGGGAGCGUGGAGGCGAGGAUCUCGGAGAGAUGGCGGCGGAAGACGUUGCCCCACGACAUGAAGUGCGAUGACUUCAUCCCCUUCGUCUCGGAGCCAGCCAAGAGGCUCGGGAGGCGGGCCGAUUCCCUGUCCCCCAGCGACACGGCCUUCAAAAAGAGUCGGCAGGCCCAGGACGGGCCGGAUUCUAAGGAGCCGAGUUGGAGCCUGCCUCUGGAUGCGAAGGAGGCGGUCCCAAAGAUGGAAUCUCCUCGGGAGUCCAGGGAGACCUAUUUCGCUUUGACAUAUCAGAUCCCUGGGGACAAAAGAGAACGUAACACAGACAAUUGCGUUUAUGAGAACAGGAAGGCGGCCCCUUCGCUAGACAAAGACGAACAUAAUUCUAGAAAACUCAGCUUUUUGUCCCAAUCGUCCCCAAACUCCAGGUUGUCUCCUUCGUACUCCAGAGAGCCCUCAGAAAACUUUAAUAGGAAAAGCUGGCAGGCCAAAGAGAGGGAACAGGAGAACCUCGGCUUUCCCAAGAGCGUCCGGCCCGGCGACCAGCCGUCGCUGCCCGGGGAGAGAAGGGCGAGACACACCGACGGCAGAGUGAUCGAUGUGGACGCUGUUUGGCUCAACCAAAGAAGCAGCAGCAUCCCCGGGGAGUCCAAAGAGGACGGCGGCAGGAGGUCUUCCAGAGCUCCCGAACAGAUGAUGUCCUCCUCCAAGACCGGUGACCCCCCGAGAAGGAGGAAGCUGGGGGACGGCUCGGAAUCACUCCGAGCCAAACCUGAGGACGCUUACAGGUCCAGUGUCCUCGACAUCGACGCCCUCAUGGCUGAAUAUAAAGAAGAAUCCACGAAAGGCGGUGAGCCCAGGGACUGGAAGGAGGAAAGAGUACCUGCCGGCCACAGUGGGUUUCAGUGGGAGCGGCCAGGUAACAGGAGUUCUGCAGAUCACCUGUCCCAGAGGUGUGACUGGAGAGGCCAGAAGGAGCCCCAGGAUUUCAGGAAGCUGGCCCAUCUCCCCGGGCAGCAACGCCGCAGGCCUGAGGAAUCCAGCCCCGUGACGUACUCCGGGCCCGAACUAGGCAAGGAGAAGGCCGAGUCCCCCACUUACGAACCGAGCCGACAGAGAGCUCCCAGCACCAAAUUCAUCCCUCCGCUCUGGGCCGUGCCCCAGUCGGGGCUUUCUGACCAGUACCUGGAUUCGCCUUCUGACCCCUGGAAGAAAACACCGGCGGAGGAGGAGAAAAAAGAGAACAAGGCACAGAACAGCAAAGGCCGGAGUUACACCCCUUUAAAGGAUAUCAAAAACGCGGAGAUGAGCCCGUCUCCCAAGACUUCUCCUGUGGCUCAGGAGGCCGUCUUAUUUGAGGAUGAAGUCUGGGCUCCCCGAAACUUUGUAGGGAAGAGGGAGAAAGUGGGUUCUGUCCACGGGAGAACGAAAGUUAGGAGAGGAGACUAUGACUCAGACUUUGGCAACGUGCCCGUGGACAUCAGGCGUACUUAUUCAGAAAAGACGGCCCCCGCUUCGGUCCGAGAGAACCUGUCCCUCAUAACUGAGGCCCGGGAACGAAGGAAAGAGCAGUUAAAAGCCCAGAAGAGUCUCCCAGGGGAAAAUCUCGAGAGCACGAUGGCCUACAGAGUAUUCCCACACUGGGAAGCCAAAUCCAGUGAGGACCAGAAGACACCACAGGAAGUUGAAAAAGAGAGGGUCAAACUUGCUAACAAUAAAUCCCCCUUGAGAAGUUUCACUCCUACCGCUGUCCCCAGGAGAAGUCACAGCUUCUGCAAAGACAAGAAAAGGGAGCCCUUUAUGGAUCAGCUCAAACAGUGUUUUGCGAGGCAGCCCCCGGAGGCCAAGGACACAGACACGUUGGUGCAGGAGAGCGAUAGCCAAUACGGGACCUGGAAUGACCCGCGGCAGAGCGGGGAGAGCUUUGCUCCCGAGUCUCCUUCUCCGGACAGCAAUGUCGCUUCGGCCCGAAAACAGCCUCCGGGCAGCCGGCUUUCCUCCCUGUCGUCCCAGACGGAGCCCGCCUCCCCCGCCGACCCCGGGGACUCCUCCAGGGAUCAGCGCAGCACCAGCUUGGACCGUUCCAGCACGGACUUGGAUUCGACCGAUGGGGCUGAAGGAGCACCCCCUUCAGAUACGGCUCCUGAGGGGAAGGUGGAUGACUUCUCCUUCCUCAAUCAAACCUCGGUCUUGGACUCCAGCGCCCUGAAGGCCCGCGCCCAGCUCAGCAAGAGGAAUCGGCGCCGGGCGCCCGUCUCCCACUCCCUCAGGAGAAGCCGGGUCAGCGAGGCAGAGAACUCGUCCCCGUUGGUGGAGGAGACCGACAGCGCUUGGAUGUUUAAGGACUCCACAGAAGAGAAAUCGGUCAAGAAGGAGGAGUCCGAUGAAGAGGAGAAGCCACCCAAGUCAGAGAGGACCCCUGUUAACCAGCCCCAGCGGCUCCCCGUCUUCCCAGGCGUGGAUCCUUCUGUGCUCAAGGCUCAGCUUCGGAAGCGGAACGAGAUGGACAGCCCCGGGGAAGUCCAGGCUCCAGCCCAGCUGGCCAAGUCUCCCAAGUCGCCCUUCCAGCCUGGGGUCCUGGGCAGCCGCGUGCUGCCUUCCAGCGUGGAGAGGGAGGAGAGGUCAGAAGAGACGUCUCCGCAAUGGCUGAAAGACUUGAAAUCCAAGAAGAGGCAGAGCCAGUAUGAGAAUCAAGCCUGAAAAGGUAAAAAAGAAUGCUGAAGUCUCAUUAACAGAAGCCUUAAUUGUCCAAACCUGAAGACAAAAAGUCCUGCUGCUGUUUGCUUCCUGCCUGCGCGGUUAGGUGCCUGACGGGCCGCAAAAGCUGCUUAGUGUUCCGAGUCCCAGAAGGGAAGAAACUCUUGUUGGUUCCUAAAGGGAAGGAGAGUCACUUGGGAAGAGCUUGGAGCCAGAGCUGGUCCUUCCAAGAGCCUCCCCGGGCUGCCCUCCAGGACUGGGGAGCGCAUUCUCUCUGUUCUCUUGUUCUUUUCAGCGAAAUCCCUCAUUUCCACCCAUUUCAGAUAUCCUCAGCAGCCUCAGAGACAAAUGCCCCCCUUGCGCAUUUAGCGGGAUGGAGUGUGAGGGGGCCGGCGUUGUCUCAUCGGUCUCUGGACCUAUCUGAAUUGGGAUCGUGCCCAUUUCUCUCCUCACCGUGCCGUAAUCCCUGCCGGAAAAAACAAUCGAGUUUCCACAGGGUGCGAGAGGACCAACGGGCCUCCUGCCACGCCCGCGGCCCACAGGGUACACUGCUGAUUCUGUAAUAUAGUGUUUUUUGAUCAAUACUCCCACUGGUUUCUUACCCUCAGAGAUUUACAGGCCUGAUUGUAAAACGCAUCAAUGAGUGGAGGGCGAGCGGAGCCGGAUCAGCUGCUUCAUUGAAAUGCCAUUUUCUGGUCACUGGAGCUUGGGGGAGGGGGACAAAGCAAUAAUUCCAUUGAUUCUCUUUCCCAUCUGACGUGUAGGUAGACUUUUUAUGUGAAAAGAAAAGGAAGACGUGGGAUAUAUGGCCUCAUGUCUUCAAACACCUCAGGUUAUUCCCACCCAAUUAUUUUAGUCAUUGUCUUUGUAAAUAGCGUCUUUUCCUUCCUUCUCCCCGCUCUGAUUUUGGUGGGUUAACCGAUCUCCCAGGAGUCUCUAAUGCUUCUCCAGAGAAAACGUGCUCCCGACCGGCACUGUAAUCCCCCAGGCCCCAGGUAGGACGAUCCUUGGCCGGCUGCGAGUCUCGCCCCCUUUCUGGAGCUGUUUCCACGGUCAGCAUGUUUAGAGAUUCCAUAGUCAGUUGUAUUUUCGGUUUCUUAUCUAUCCUUCCCAUUUUUGGGUUGUUUCUGUUCUACCCUGUUUUUAAAAAAGUGCUCUUUUCAAAAAAUAAACCCAAAUGUAGACUGGAAUGGGCUUCCUGAGAUUCUCAACCUCUCCUGGGACUAGAGCCAAGAGAGGUAUGGAGUGAAUGGCCUAAGAAAAUGUGGUUUCCCUUUGCCCACUACCUUUCUAAAGCAAGAGUACCCAUGAACUGCCUUUCUCGCCGCUCUCUAGGAAUCCGAGUCCCCCCAACACGUUGGCCUUUAGGAGAUGGUCCCUUCCUGCCCUAUGCCCAGAAUCCCAGCUAACCAAUGGGGACAACCCACACUCACACACAGCCAUUAGUGGGCCAUGAGCGGCCACGAACUUUGUGCCAACCCCAUUUAAAAAAAACUGUAGAGAGGCAGAUGCUGGCAGCUUGCACAAUCACAGGCCGGAGUCCUCUGAGAUGUAGAUGGAGUGUAGGACACUUUUUGGCCCCUCCCUGGAAAUGGAAGUGGACUCUUGACCUCCACAUGGAUAACUUGAACAUACACAUCUCUGCCUUGUCUGAUGGGAGGAAGACAUAAGGUGCCAGGAAGUCUGUAUUUCUUCCGUCCCCUUGAGUUCACGGUCGUUGAACUCCCAGCAAUGGAUUCCUGGUGAAACCUUCCCUCCACCUUCCUCUCCCUUUUUCCAGUUAAACUUCAAACGCUGAUACUCUAGGUUUUCAGGCAAGGACAGAAUGUGGGAUGAGAUCCUUCUCUUUCACUCCUCUGCUGGACCCCAUUAAGAGACACUGUUGACUUGUCUUCCUCUAAAUCAAUCGUUUCUGAACCUUACAUUAUGCAUUUGCUUGAUGGGGGCCAUUGUUAUUUUCUCACCUCUUAUAGCACUUAAAAACCAACUGCUCCAAUGGCCAAUGGGUGGAUAUUCAAUGGGACGACUCCUCAGGGACCUCACAGAGAGCCCAACUCUGAGGAGCCUAUAACGCCUGUGAACAGGUAGCUCCCAUGUUUAAGAAGUGGAUACAGAGGAAAACAACUGUUUUGUGGGGACUCCUUCCUCCCACAUGCCCCCUCCAGCUAUGUGAUCAUUUUAAGUCUUAAUUUCUUUCCUCAUGCAGCAAUGUGGAAAUGGUCAACAGUGGAGGGCUUUUCCAAUCAACAGUCUUAUUAAACAGCUUCCCCAUUAGUUCCUCGGAGGCCUCUCUCCCUUUAUUAGCUGUUGUGUUUACAUUUCCACAUUGGGAUGAAAUCAAAGGGUACUUGGCUGUACCAAAUCCACAUCGGGAUGUGGCCUUCUGUGUUGGGUCAGUGGGAUGCUAUCCACUGAACAGUAUUUUAAUUGGGAGUAAAUAAUGUCCCUCCCGGACCUGCAGAGGGAGAUGGGUGGCCAGGAAGAAAAGCUCUAAUUUCUUCUUGGGAUCUAAAUUCAUGGCAACAGAACCGUCCUUUGGGACUUUACCUCGAAAGCCCCUCAUUUUGAAAACUGGGUUUUCAGUCAUUAUUUCCCUAACACUGCUAAAAUAAGCCCAUAGUUCAUGACUAUGAGAUGUGCCCUUCCGUUUUCUUUAAUUUUUGGUUUUUGCUGAUGCAACAAUGAUGAUACUUAGAAAUCCCUCAUCAAAACUAACUUUUGCUUACGUCUCUGUCAAAAUGGGCAUUGGGGCUAGAGUGGAAGUUGUCUACAUAAUGUCCAUAAAACCAUAAAAUCCACUGGUUUUAUCUUUAGGCACUCUUUGGGAGUUCGGCCUGCUCGAUUGCUUUGAAAAGAUUUUGGUCAUUUAAAAGGCACCUGUUCAGUGAUUCUUCUAGGAACCCAUGAGCCAUAUUGAAAAUAUGAAAUCAUUCCACCUACAAGCUUUUUCUUUCUCUCUAUUCCAUCUUUUGAUAGCAGCCAACUUCUGGGAGCUAUUGGUCUCAAUGAGCAAGAGAUUUUUGUCCUUUACCUUUGUCUGCCACCUGAAUUCUGGGAAAAUCCAGUGGGAAUCUUUAACAUUGCAAUAAUAUGAAUGUUGAAGUCCAAUUGGGACUCUAGUGUUUCCUGAGGAAUUCUGCCAAAAUGGAAACCUCAUGACACAGGCCUGGAAUUUGGUUUAUUUUGAGCCCAAGAGCCCAGAUUGUCAAUUGCCUGGUGAAGCAGCCAUCAGCUUGGGGUGAUUUCUAAACUACAAAGACCAAUAAUACCUGUUGGGUUUUUUUUUAAUCACAAAUUCCUUCAUCCUUUAUGUGGUUUUCAUGAAUAUCCUCUGUCUGAUGUUGAGAGAGAGAGAGCGAUGAGAUGGAGAAAGAAAAGAGAGAAAGAGAGCGAGCGAGCGAGAGUGCUAUUGAACUCUUGAGAUACCUAAACAUGAACGGUUGAGCAAAUGAUUCCAAGAAGCCCUAGUAAGAAAUUAUCUGGAAGAAACCUCAGCCCUCCCAACUGUAGCUAUUGAUUGUCUUAUCAACUGAUGUUUUUAAUUAUAGCAGGGCUCUCUAGGACUCCAGGACUGGUGCAUAAUUACAAAUAUGCAGAUGCUUAAGUGUGCAAUAGAUCACCCCAGAAACUCCCCGGUUGGGACCCAGGAAGAGGAGGAAAAAUCUUGGUUAAAUUUUGACCAAGGACUCCUCGGGCUAAGCCAGCCUCUUGGAUUUGGGGAAAUGAGUCCCUAGUGAAAGGAAAAACAUGAGUAGAAUGACCCUCUCCACCCCAAAUGCUUACAGUACCAAGUCCAAGAGCAGGCUUUUAAAAACUUGCUUAUUUUUCCCAAUGUGUGAUUUGGGGGAACAGGAGCAAGAUGCACCAAAUCCAUCUCAACUAUUUGAAGAUCAUCCUUUUAAUUUACUUGGCCAAGCUUAAAUGGGAGGGGAGGGUGGGGUAAAGAAGAGAAGUCACCCCAAAGUAUCUCAAUGUGCCUUUUUCUUCAUAGUCCAUUGCUAAAAAUCCCCAUGGUAUGGCUGGACCAUCAUGUCAGGAGAACAGUGUCAUAGAGGGACUAUAAAUGUAUGGUCCAGGAGGGAACUAAGUGUAUCUUUUUGGUGUUCUCGGAAUGAAGACAGAAAUGGACCCAUGACCUCAACCAUCUUUAGGUGGUGGGCAUCUCUCCUUGAAUGACUGGGAGCCACUGACUGGGUGUCCUGUACUAAGAACGUGAGGCCCAAGUCUGAAUGGGACCAGUGCCCAAGGCAGGUGAACCCAGAACCUUCCAAGUGGUUUUAGGGGUGAGCCCAUUAAUAAGGGAGGAAUCACUCCAAGAAGAAUAGGCUGUGAACAAGUCCAUUUUGGACCUAAGAUGUUGAUUUCUGAGCAUGGCUCUGAUGUUGUCCUAUGAAACAGGAGAUGAACGCCAGCGGGGAGCAAUUCCAGUGCUGUUCUCGGGAAAUGUAGUAGAGGAGACUUCUAGGAUGUUAACGUUUAAAAGUAGAAAAAAGUCCAGGGCUCCCAAGAGAUGCUCUCCCAUUUCCCCUCUCUUUCCCACUUCCCAAAGCACUUGGGAGAUCAUUUCCAGAAUGCACACUCCAAAUUCCUGGAAAUGGAAAUUAACCCAGUUUCUUGUGAGGAGAGAUGAGAGGAAGGAGGAGGGAGAGAGCAGUGGUCCCUGAUUUCAGCAGGUCCCAGCUGUGUCCCAGCAUAUUAAAUAGAGUGAUUGUACAGAGAAUCUGUUUUUGGUUUUUAAUAAUCUCAUUCCAGAUAGCCUUAUAGUCCCUGUAAAUACGGAGCAUCCAAAAUUAAUAUAUUGUGUUAUAGAAAAUAUUUUGUAUCGCAUUUGUUUCCUAAGUAAUGUCACCCUCCUUGGUGUCAUGUACUUGUGUGAAUACGACACCCAAGAAUGCUCUGUCAAGUUUUUAAAGAAUAUAUAUACAUAUAUAUAUUAUAUUUUCUAAUAUUUCUGCUGUGAUCAUUCCUCAGAUUUAGGCAGUAAUGGCAGACGGAAAUUGAGUUCUGCUGGAAAAAAGAAAUUCUAUCUUCUCCACACCCUUGCUUUUUAUUGUUGCCUUGUGGGCAAACAGGCUAGUUCUGUGAACUCUGAACAAAUUUAAGCCAGAUCAUGGGCACUUUAGACAUCCUAGAAAGGACCCCCAGUCAGGUUUAUAGAAAAUACAUCAGUAUACAAAGGCCUAUAUUUUUAAUGUCAGAUGGAAAGAGUGUAUCUUUACCUUGGGAUGCUAGCAAUUUUUACCAAGAGUUCCUUUCUCCUAUAAAGUAUCAGAUGUAAAGAAGUCCUUUUAUAUUUUAUCACUGAAGAGUUUCCUAUUCGUAGAAAAAAAAAAGCGGUUUUGAAAAUGUGAUCCAGGACUGUAAUAAAGAGAUGACUUAGAAAAAUGAUGGUCUCAUCCUGUGGGUCUUUGCAUGUAUAAAAAUGUUGCAUUUGAAUUAUGAACCUAGAAAAUAAAGCUUUGAAGCCAGUUGUA
This is a messenger RNA of Antechinus flavipes (yellow-footed antechinus), 11290 nucleotides long. RefSeq names its product KIAA1671 ortholog. The record is from RefSeq and is a predicted model, not a curated record. NCBI's taxonomy places the organism in Eukaryota, Metazoa, Chordata, Mammalia, Dasyuromorphia, Dasyuridae.